AUGCGCAGUGGCCGAAAAGACUUCAACAUGGAAUCGGUGCUUGGAAGAGAGCUGCGCCGGAUUGAGAUCGACAACUUUGCUUCCCGCCCCAUUGUGCUCAGUGGCUUCGCGGAACGUUCUUCUGGCGCUUUGAAAAACCUGGAUGAUGUCAUCAGAGCGGCCUAUUCUCGCCCGUUACCGGACUACCGGUAUUCCAGCAGGAUCGAUGAAACGGAAUUUUUGUCUGAUGACGUCAAGGACACAUCCUCGGUAGCGAAAAAGGAUUUGGCGAUUUUGGCCCACUCUGACGCUCUCAAGGAACGUUGUAAGAAACCCCAAUACAGGUCAAUUCAAAGAAGAUCGCUAAAGUACGAUAUGACAGAUGUAAAGUCGCUGUUUGCCUCACCCACUCAAUAUGUUCACGGAGAUAUACGCAAUCGAUUGGCGACUUCGGAUUUCGCCUCCAAUGAUGCGUCAACUUUGACGCAGCUCUCAUUAGAUAUUGCACGGAUGCGCAUUUAUGAUCUUCCGUUUUAUCAAAGCGUAUUCUCUGAUCGACAUCGGCUACCGACCUAUUUCGACAAGCGAAGUAACGAUAAAUUGGUGAUUUCGGUGGCGACGUGUGUUGGCUAUUCACGUCCCUUGUUCCCACAUGAAGUUCGGCUUGGCCGAUUGUUCAAACCAGAGCGCGAACUCCAACUGCUUGGCUGGCAUACCCUGCACGAUUUGCGAAAGCAACUGCGCUGUCCAGAGAACUGCACCCUUGAAGACGACCAUACAUUUGUGGCACCAAUUCCUGCGGACUACGCUAGAGAAAAAUAUACCGGAUCUUUCUUCUUCAUCAACAACGUGUUUUAUCGGGAUGAAACGAGCCCGGAUUCUGAAGAAAUGGUGCGCAAUCUCCGGGAGUUUCUGAUCGGCAACAAUUUGCGUGACUACGAGAUGCGUACGAUGCAAACAAGGCUUGGCGAGCUGGACCUGCAGCUUGGCCACCCGUAUGUCUAUGUUCAUCAAGCGCGUUGCGAGCAUUUGAUCACUUUUACCGACGUGGCAUGGGUGCGGAAUAAGCUUUCUCCGGCGGCAUAUCCGAUGACAACAUAUUUGAAACGCUAUAAAUCAGUGCUAUGCGCUGUAUGCCGGCAAGAAGCCAACCGCGUAAUUUUGCCAGACGAACGUGGCGACCUCACGGGCAGACUUCCAAGUGGCACUUCCUACAACACAGUGACCGUUUUGGAUGCGCCAUCUUUUCUCUGCGCAAUCUGCACGCAAGGAUUUUUGUUGAAAAACAAUGGAGAGAAGGAGUUCCAAUACGUAUCGGCACCAUAUGAGAGCAGGAAUGCCAUCUACUACGAUAUUUCGAAGACAGUUUCGUAC
Messenger RNA from Mesorhabditis spiculigera, 1353 nucleotides. The record is from the annotation of a GenBank genome assembly. NCBI's taxonomy places the organism in Eukaryota, Metazoa, Nematoda, Chromadorea, Rhabditida, Rhabditidae.